AGUGUUCGAUCAGCAGCAGUAGCACAACCACCGCCACCAGCGGCACCACCAGCACCUCAGCAGCACCACCAUGACUUGGGCCAAGACAUCGACCCAGCGCUGAAGCUUUGUUUGUUUGUUUGUUUAUUUAUGUAGGGCCGCUCACUGUUUCGGUUUCUGUUUUGAAUUUUAGCUUCAGCAUAGUCAUCACGAUCGGCGUUUUGGCGCAAUUAAUAAAGUGAGGCAAAUGAGGCGAACAUAUAGAAGUAUAAAUAGUUUGGGCCCCAACGCCGGCGCCUGCAUUCGUUUGAGCAACGUUCCAAAGGCAGUAAAGACAGAAACUAUUACGGCAUUCUUAUAAAGAUCCCUUUCCAAGUAAUAACCGGCUACAGAUCAAUUUGAAAAUGCGCUUGGAAAUGCUCUGUUUUAUACUUCUGGUCAUCAGUCUAAGCGUCAGGGCAGAUGUAUCGCAGCUGGUGAGAUCCGGUAAUGGAUUUGUGUACGAUGUGCCCAAGGUCACCGAGCUGGAGCUGGAGGUCAGCAAUGAGUUUCCCACUGGCGAGGAGUUUCCCCAGGACGUCAUUCCCGUGGCCCCAUCCGAUGCGGAACUGGGCCAAGCCGAUGUUUCCGAUCCGGAACCCGAGGAGCCAGUGAUUAGUGCCGCUUCAAAUACUAAAAGUAGCAGCAGCGUACACGGUUACAAGUACCAGAAGCCCAGCAGGCGCUUCAAGAGCUAAAUACCUUAAAACUAAAUCGAAUUUAUGUACCAAAGCCUCAUAAAGAUAAAAAUAAAAUCAAACCGAAAUCUA
Drosophila bipectinata is the source of this 788-nucleotide messenger RNA. RefSeq lists its product as uncharacterized. Lineage: Eukaryota; Metazoa; Arthropoda; Insecta; Diptera; Drosophilidae. The record is from RefSeq and is a predicted model, not a curated record.